Messenger RNA from Sitodiplosis mosellana (orange wheat blossom midge), 5216 nucleotides. RefSeq lists its product as uncharacterized. Lineage: Eukaryota; Metazoa; Arthropoda; Insecta; Diptera; Cecidomyiidae. The transcript is spliced from 6 exons. Gene Ontology annotation, cellular component: telomerase holoenzyme complex. The record is from RefSeq and is a predicted model, not a curated record. Bases 947 to 4459 code for a protein of 1170 amino acids. Gene Ontology annotation, molecular function: telomeric repeat DNA binding; protein binding; telomerase RNA binding. Gene Ontology annotation, biological process: nuclear-transcribed mRNA catabolic process, nonsense-mediated decay.
GACGUGAGCAUAGCUUCACGCUGAAUGUGGACGAUUUUUUUUUGUGGCGGAUUCUGAUUUCAUCAUACUCAUUCGUGCUGUCAUUGCUUUCAGUCUGAUGCAAGCAAUUUCACAAGUCGUGCGUAUGGGAAGUGUAAAAUCAUCAUACACAGGCAGAAGUGAAUAAUUAACGAAAAUUUUCAUCGCUUUGCUUUGUCUAAAUCGAUUCGUGAUUCGUCAUUGACACAAGCCAAUCUAUGUUCGAGUUGUAAGGCGAACGGUUUUGAUUUCAGUUAAACAUUUGCAUUACAAUAAUUGGCGAAAUAGUGGACAAGUGAGUGUGUGAGAGAGAGGCAGAGAGGAGCAAGGCAGCAAAAAAACAACCAACGUGUGGUGAUAAAAACGUCUACGUAAUUAGCAAAGUGCGGAAGAGAAACGUCGAAAUCGUACGGGAAUGACAUCAAAUUGGGAAUAUGAAAUAAAUAUGUACGCAAUUUUUUCAACAACAACCGAAGGAAACAAAGUCGAAAAUGUGUUUUUAGUGUCAAAAUCUUGACGGAAACUUACUUGGGCCAUGCAUUGAACCAACGCAGACCAACACUAAAACGUUGUUAAAAGUUUGUUACGGAAUAAAAUACAACAAAAAACCGUAUUUGUUUCGGUGUUAAAGAAUUUCAAGGCUCUUUAACAAAGAAGGAUAAGAAGAAGAAGAAGAACGAGAAAAAUAAAAGGCGAUUUGUUACGAGUAGGAGGAAAAGAGAAGAAAAAUUCGCAGAAAUCAGAAGAGUUUAAACAGCUGAACAUCAAAAUUUAAAGAAAAAAACCAGAAAUUAUUCAUCAGAGACGCAUUCUAUCCAUCCAGUUAGCCAGAUCAACCAAACAGCUAAAAAAAAUUCCAAGUUCAACCCAUGCAGUUCAACAGUUCAUUUUGAUAAAGGGGCAACAAAUCAGAACCAAUUUCAUCAUUAUGACUAUGGAUUAUUCAACAACUACAUCAGCAAUAUCCAAGCCAUUCGCAUCGGCUACGCAACCUUUGGAUCGUGAUAUCAAACAACAAUACAAAUGCGUCUACAAUUUGUUGAAACAGUUCGAACAGGAAAAGCAGAAGAUUAACUCAAUUGAUGGCAUUUUUGAUGUUCGCAUUGAAAGUCUGCGCAACUCGAUCGUUGACCAGAGCACCGCGCUAAUCUAUCAAACGGAGUUUGAAGUCAUCGGUCGAAAGUGUCGUGAGAUUCUUUGGUUCAAAGGUUACUAUGAUUUGAUUUCGCUCGCCAAGCGCUUGUGGAAGAAAAACCAGGCAAACAGCAAACGAGCCGAAGAGCAAAUCAGCAACCUGAUCAUCGAAGGCAUUUCACACUUUAAACUAAUUAUCGUCAAUUUGGAGCGCAAAUUUAGUUUGGACUUGCGUGAUGUGGUGGACUUUUCGUUUCUGGAUACGUGCGAAAAGAACUUGUACACGGCGGUGGCAAGCCAAAACAGCAUUUGCCACAAUGAAAAUCGAUCCCAAGACGAGGUCACCAAGUAUGCCAUGGAAACAAUACAUGCUCUGCUCAUUUCGCUCGGCGAUUUGCAUCGUUAUUUCAUCGACUUUGAUUUCACCAUGCCGAAAAUUUCCAAGGAUUUUGCUGCCAACUACUAUUUCGAAGCGUUCAAGCUGAACCCAAAAACGGGAAUGGCACAAAAUCAACUGGGAACUCUAUUGGCCGGAACCAAUUACAAUUUGGAUUCCAUCUAUCACUAUUUGUAUUCGUUGACGUGUCCGGUGCCGUUUGAAGUGAGCGACAGUCGUGUAACGAUUCAAUUCCAAAGCAACGCUAGUUAUUUGGAAAAAACCGAAGGGGCAAAUGAGAAAUGCGACACGAUUGGACUACGUGAUUUCAUUGCACGCUAUCUGUUGGUCAUCGAUGUGUUUUUCUACGAUAAGGAAAUCAACGAUUUCAACUCGCUUUGCCACUGCAUGCUGCUCGAUUUUCGCAAAAUGCUGCAAUCGAACCGAAUCGAUUUGUCCGGCGAUAUGCUCUACAAAAUGAUUGCGAUGUUUUUCUUCUGUUUGAUCAAACUAAAGACGAACGGUUCGAAUAAAAUACACAGUUUGAAUGCAUUCUUGGUUGCGCUAUGCUCGGAACUUGUCAGUGCUUGCAUGAUGAAAUUGAAUAAGUUUAUUGCCGGCCGUGAAACUCAAAAUGCGAAAUUUCAAGCGAAAUACUACAAACAUUUUGAGGAAUUUGAGCAAACGGUUCGUGACGCACGCGAUAAACAUAAACGCUACAUGGAAUCCAUCGCAUCAUCCGCUUCGCAUACCAAUGACGAAAGCAACGAUGCAGCCAGUGUUAAAGGUCAUAUGAACGGCGGCAAAUUGAUGAUAAACAAACUGUCGGAUGAGUCGUUUGGUUUGAAAAAUGGACGCAAGUUCAGUUUGAAUGGGCAUGAUGAUAUGGCAACGAACAGCAGUGGCCGUGAACGUGAAUCAGAUGCUGGCAAAUCAACAACGCCAAUGUCGUCGCAAACGCGAAAUCAAAAACGCCGUGGCAAUCUACGACGUCGACGCCGUCGCAUCGUUUCCGAGCAUUCAAACAGCGAUUUAUCGUAUUUUGAAGACAGCGAAUGCGAUAUGGAUACUGACUUCAGUACAGCCGACGAAGAUAGUGCUGAUGAAAAUGGUGGAUCAUGGUAUUCAUCUGAGAGUGAAGAAGAAGAGGAGAAGGGAGUAAAUGGUUUGGAGAGGCCAGUGAAUGGUGGGGUGAAUCACAACAACCAACCGGGUUCAAACGUCAACCACAACGACGACGAUGACGACGAUGAUGAAGAUGUGAUCAUUGAAGACGAGCAAAUCAUCUAUCCUUCGAAUGGAACCGAAGAGAAGCCAAAGAGUUUAAAUGGACAAAAUAGCUACGAGAACAGCAUUUUUGGUGACUUUAUGAGCACUUUCAAGCAGCUUCAGAUUUUCGAUGAGGAAAACAAGAAUGGCCAAAACAAUUUCACAUUCGAUCAGGCCAAUCCAUUCGAUUUUAAAUUCAAUUUGAUUGAGCAUGUUGAAAAUACAUUGGGUAAAGAAGAAUCGGGUUCGAAUGCAGCUACAGCUCCGGAGAAACUACGUUUCAAGCAAAAGUACAACAAAAUUGACCCAAAUAUCAUCGUGGAUUUCUUCGAGCAUGAGAACACAAUGGUUGCACUGAAAUUGAUGUUUGAUUGGUUACGCGGGAAUAGCGCCAUAAUUGUCAAUUGCUUCACCACCAAUCCAGAGUUCAUCGACAAAAUCUUUGAUCUAUUGAAUGCUAUGAACAUUGAUAUUUUCACGCGAAAGGUCUACUUCGAGCGAUUUUACAUUGAAACGGAAAAUGUGCGCGAGAAUUUGCGUUCACUCUUCGAUAUUCGUCAAACGAUCCCAUUGAAAGAGGAUGUUCUGCUGAAGGAAUUCUCCGUAUUUGAUGUGUGCCAACGUCACAUGGACUGGACUCUACCGCUCAAACUGAAAAUAACCGAAAACGAGGAGACCAUUCUACGCAUUUUCCUAUUCGUUGAUUUUGGAUUUUCACUAUGUAAAAUGAAAAAGUUUGACUACAACUUUUGCUCGCGUAGCCGCAACUUCAUCAAAGUGGUGUCGACGAAACAGCGCUCAGUGAAGCGUACACGCAAACGAGGUCGUCGCAAUCGACGAGGACGUGUACGUAAUAGAAGCCGCAAUCGACAUUCCAGUGGAACUGAGAUGAGUGUUUUGUCACGGAAUGGAGAACAAGCUGGCCGAAGCAGCACUGACGAUAUUGAUCAGGCUGAGGAUGAGAAGAAGACCAGCCUGAAAAAAGGAUACUUGAAAAAUCGUCAACAAAACAAUCAAGUUGCUGCAUCGGCCGCAAAUGGCGAGAAAAGCAGCCCUAAUUCAGCCACCGAUAAACAUCAACUGAUGGGCAAACUGUGGUUAAAACAUGAAAUCGAAGUGCUCGAGGCGAAAAUGUCGAAGAACAAUGCCAUUCUGAGUCCGUAUUUGGUUGUCGAUUCCAAAGUACUUUCCAACCAUUUGGACACUGUCAAGAAGCUGGUUAAGGCCAAGAAAUUCGUUGUUCUAAUACCAAGCGCAGUCCUCGCUGAACUGGAUGAUCUGAAGAAAACAUCGGACGUUGUUCGUAACACGAUUCGUUGGUUGGAACGAGAAUUUACUGGCGGUAGCCGAUUCAUUCGAUUGCAACGUAACAAUGAAACGAAACCGUUGACUUUGAUCAAGGUUCCGAAGAAAUUAGAUCGCGAAGCAUCAACAUUCAUGCACACCGUUCAAUUUUGCAAUCACAUCAAUGAAACGCACACUGGAAACGGUGAAAAUAUAUUGGAUGAAUCGAUGGCAAAGCCGAACGUGGUAACUUUCCUUACGGGCGAAAAAUUGGUCAACAAGAAAUUGAGCAACAUCAGCUAUUGCGGUAUUCUGGAUGCGAUCGGUAUCAAUUAUGAACAAAUCAACGAGUUUUACGCGAAAUAUAAAAAGAAAUGAGCGACACGUUGAAAGCUUGUUAAAGCGGAUUUUGGAUAAAACUGAGCAAAUAAAACUGCGUGACAGGGUUCAAAUUCAAAGGAAAUUAUAUAUCAGUAAGGGAUAACGUUCGAGUUCAUUCUCAAAUGCUUCAAAAACAAGAACAACAAUAACAACAACAGCAGCAAAAAAAAAAUUCACACGAUGUGUGCGGUGUCAGGUUAUUUGAAACAAAAACAAAAAAACGAUUCAUCGGUUUUGGGGGAAAGAAUCUGUCACACACAUGACGCAUACAAUUUCAUUGGCAUUAAAGAGAAUAUCGAUACGGAAUCAAUUCGAUGGAAGUUUCAGUUAAUUCACGAACAUGGAACUCGUUGCAAUGCAGCCGCCGUUGCGAAUUCAACACAAGUAAACAUAAAAAAAUAACAAAACCAUCGUAAUCAUACUAUAUAAAAAAACAAAAGAAAAAUCCACCAAAAUAGCUACCAGAAAAACAAGACGAUCGUGGUAGUAAAAAGAAUGGUGUAUUUCACGGGAAACACUGUUUCAUGGAAUUCUAUCGUGACUUGAGGUGGUGAUUUUAGAGCGUUUUUUUCUUCAUUUUCAGUCUCUGCAGUUGACCUAUAUAACAAAUAUUCUUCUAAAUGUUUUAAAAUAAAAUUUUGAUUUUGCUUCCCUUUAAACAAAACAAAAUAAAAACGUGUAAAUCAUUUAGGCCUUGUCAUUCAUUGUACUGGAUCUAUGUUUAACAAUAAUAAAAUAUCCAAACACAUCAUUA